Molecule: messenger RNA, 411 nt
Organism: Leishmania braziliensis MHOM/BR/75/M2904
Lineage: Eukaryota; Euglenozoa; Kinetoplastea; Trypanosomatida; Trypanosomatidae
Product: putative calpain-like cysteine peptidase
Exons: 1
Coding region: 1-411 (136 amino acids)
Source: RefSeq, a predicted model, not a curated record
AUGGGCGGCUCAAACUCCACCAAGCGAGGGGUCACGUACAAGAAUGGCAGCCCCGCCUUCAAGGGCGAUGAGGUGGUGAAGGGCUUUGAUAAGGACAAUGGUCUUCUCUUCCGCAUCGUUAAGAAGAAGAAGGGGGGGGAGACGUGGGCCUUCUACAACGACACAACGCAGUACAACAUGGUCAUCAAGGUCAUCUUCACUACUGGCUGCGAGCUAACCGCACUCGGGAGCACAAAGUUAUUAGAGAGGGAGAAGGGCGAGUGGGUUGCCACUGUCAUGGUGAUGCCUGGCAGGACGGAGAUGUUUGUAGAGGGGAAAAUCGAAGGCUUCAAGUCGAAUAUGGACGCCUACCCCGUCAUGGGCGACAACAGCGGCAAUCGUCUGGCUAAAGUGGGAAUGAAAGCGAGCUGA